This is a messenger RNA of Microstroma glucosiphilum, 2340 nucleotides long. Its product is annotated as alcohol oxidase. The coding region runs from base 231 to 2195 and encodes 654 amino acids. Gene Ontology annotation, molecular function: oxidoreductase activity, acting on CH-OH group of donors; flavin adenine dinucleotide binding. The record is from RefSeq and is a predicted model, not a curated record. NCBI's taxonomy places the organism in Eukaryota, Fungi, Basidiomycota, Exobasidiomycetes, Microstromatales, Microstromataceae. The transcript has 2 exons.
UCCCCUAUCCCCUCUUCGACGGCGCAUCCUCAGGGGGAUGAGGGGCCGGCCAGGUCAGUCGAAGGGGGCGCACCAUAUAUAACAUCGCAACAGCUCGGAGUCCGCCGCCAGCUCCUGCUCCUCCUGUAGCUUCAACUCCCUCCAUCGUCCUCCUUCUGGUGAGCGCUUCGGUCUCACUCCUCACCUCCUCUUCCUUCACCACCCUCCUUCUGUUCACUCUCAUUCUCAAGAUGCGGUCGACUUCCUUCCUUACCGCCGCCACCCUCCUGGCCGUCUUCAAUGCCCUGCUCGCUCUUUCUGCCCCUUCUUUCAGUGGUGACUCUGCAUACGAGCUCAGGCUAGCUGCUCGCAGGCAGCAGGACAUUGAUUUGGCCCGACGAGGGACCACCCACGACGCCAAGGCCUUUGCCUCGAAGAGCUACGACUACAUCGUUGUAGGAGGCGGUACCGCCGGUCUAGCUGUCGCUGCCAGGCUCAGUGAGAGCGGAAAGUACACCGUCGGUGUCCUCGAGGCUGGUCUCGACGGCUACGGUGACCCGCUCAAUGACAUUCCAGGUGAAUUCGGAGCCAACCUCGGUACCAAGUACGACUACAACUACACUACCGAGGCCAAUAGCGAGACCGGCGUUGGCGCUCUCGGCUGGCCCCGUGGACGAGUCGUCGGAGGAAGCUCUGCUCUGAACUUCCUCGUGUGGGAUGCUGCCUCUACGCACGAGUACGAUGCUUGGGAGGAGCUGGGCAACCCCGGAUGGAACUGGGAGACCAUGGACAAGUACAUGCGCAAAGCAGAGAACUUCACUGCUCCUACAGCCCGAGUCGAAAAACUUCUCGACACUGAAGUCGUAGAGUCCAACUACGGAAGCAACGGUCCCACCCAAGUGUCCUUCACCCGAUAUGUCAGCAAGCAGGUGCAAAACUGGAUCCCUGCCCUCAAGACUCUGGGUAUCGCUGGCAACGAUGAGCCCCUCGCUGGUAAGAACGUGGGCGCCAGUGUUCAGCCUGCCAACAUCAACGCUCGCAACUUCACAAGGUCCUACUCCGCUCCAGCCUACUACUACCCCAACCAAGGCCGAAAGAACCUCGCUCUGCUGCCCAAUGCCGUCGUUCAGCACUUGAACUGGGCUACUAGCGGCAAGAGCAAGAGUGACCAGAAGACUGCUACUGGUGUCACCUUUGAGAACGGCGGAAAGUAUUACAAUGUCACUGCCAAGAAGGAGGUGAUCAUUUCCGGUGGUGCUGUCAACUCGCCUCAGAUUCUCGAGCUGUCUGGUGUGGGCAAGAAGUCCGUACUCAAGGCUGCUGGUAUCACUCCCGUCAUCGAGAAUGACAAUGUCGGAGAGAAUCUGCAGGACCACACCUAUUCUUACGUCACCUUGAAGGUUGAGAGUGGCACCACCACCCUUGACUCGCUGAAGUGGAACACUACCUUUGCCUCUCAGCAGGCGGCUCUGUACGCUGCUGGCAAGGUCUCUAUCCUCGACGAGACUGUGCCCUCGAUUGCCUACAUCAGCGCCAAGACUCUUCUGGGCAACAAGACGGACGCUGCCAUCAAGAAGGCUGUUUCGUACGUCAAGACUGUCGAUGCUCCUUACAAGGCCACUCUGCAGAAGCAGAUUGACUUCCUGCAAAAGUACCCCGACACAAUCUCCCAGAUGGAGCUCAUCGGAGUAGACGGCUACUUUGCUGGUGUCGCUUCUGGUUUCGAGGCUGGCAACAACUACAUUACCUUCCUUUCUGCCUCUCAGCAUCUCCUCGCUCGAGGAUCGGUCCACAUCAACUCGAAGAACCCCUCUGUGCAACCCACAAUUCAGCCCAACUACUACAACAAUGAAUUCGACUCUACCGUUGCCAUCGAGGCUAUUCGCAUGCUACGAAAGAUUGGUAACACCAAGGAGUACGAUUACGCCAAUGGAGGCGAAAUCGUCCCUGGUUCCGACGUGCAGACGGAUGCAGAGAUCCUGGCCUUCCUCAAGGGUACGGGAGGAACGACUACCGAGUACCAUCCUUGUGCCUCGGUAUCCAUGCUGCCACAGAACAAGGGAGGUGUGGUGAGCCCGAAGCUGGUGGUGUACGGCACUAAGAAUGUGCGCGUCAUCGAUGCAUCCAUCAUUCCUUUGCACGUCUCUGCACACAUUCAGAGGACGACUUUGGGUGUGGCAGAGUAUGGAUCUAAGCUUGUUCUGGACGAUGCUUAGAGUGAAGGGAUUCAAUCGAAGGCCUUGCGGCCAUUGUCACUCAAAACGGACUCUUUCUUUUCUCGCUUUUGACUCCUCUCAAUAUAAACACCUUUUCUCAGCGUUUCCCUCUUCUUGUGCACCUGAGUGAAUGGGAGACCACCCC